Mangifera indica (mango) is the source of this 2180-nucleotide messenger RNA. RefSeq names its product calcium-dependent protein kinase 26-like. Gene Ontology annotation, molecular function: calmodulin binding; ATP binding; calcium ion binding. Bases 213 to 2006 code for a protein of 597 amino acids. The transcript has 7 exons. NCBI's taxonomy places the organism in Eukaryota, Viridiplantae, Streptophyta, Magnoliopsida, Sapindales, Anacardiaceae. The record is from RefSeq and is a predicted model, not a curated record. Gene Ontology annotation, cellular component: nucleus; cytoplasm. Gene Ontology annotation, biological process: protein autophosphorylation; peptidyl-serine phosphorylation; intracellular signal transduction.
UUAAUUUAUAUAUUUUUUAUAUGCAUUUGUGAGAAUUUGCUCAAAGAGGGUUCAUUUUAAUGUUAUAGAUACAGAAUUUUGGACCCUUUUGGGAGAUUGGAGAUGAGGUUGUUUUUGUUUUUGCUGUUGUUGGUGCUGUAGUAAUUGUGUGAUUUGAAACUGUUUGUUUUUGUGUCAAAAAGAAUAUAGUGUGGAGACUUGGCUUUUUUUAAAUGGGAAAUCAUUGUGUUGCAAGGCCUUUAAAGGAUUGUAUUCAUCAACCAAUUUCGAACUCACUUUGGUGGUCGAAAUCAACAUUUGAAUUCAUAUAUCAUCCCAAGAAAAGAAGAGUUAAAAAAAAAUCUGUGACUAAAGAAUCUGAAGACCAUAGUGAUAAUUCACAGAAGCCUCCAUCACCAAUGAAGAUAGUUAAAGAAGCUAACUUAGAGGUUAAGCAACUGACUAAGAAAUCUAUGCAAAAGACUUCAAUAAAGAAGCAGGAUCAUGAGAAUAUUAGGCCUGAUGAUCCUGCAAAACCAAAGAGGCCUCACAAAGUGAGGAGAAUGGCGAGUGCAGGGCUUUGCACAGAUUCAGUUCUGCAAACGAAAACAUGUCACCUGAAGGAGCACUAUAACUUGGGGCAAAAGCUAGGAAGUGGACAAUUUGGGACUACUUUUCUCGUUACAGAGAAAGGGACUGGAAAAGAGUAUGCUUGCAAGUCAAUUGCAAAGAGGAAAUUGCUCACAAUUGAUGAUGUGGAAGAUGUGAGGAGGGAAGUUCAGAUCAUGCAUCAUUUAGCAGGUCAUUCUAAUGUGGUUACAAUCAAAGGGGCUUAUGAGGACUCUGUCGCUGUUCAUGUUGUGAUGGAGUUGUGCCAAGGUGGGGAGCUAUUUGAUAGGAUUGUUCAGAGGGGGCAUUAUACUGAAAGAAAAGCAGCUCAACUAGCUAGGACUAUAGUUGGUUUUGUAGAAACCUGCCACUCUUUAGGGGUUAUGCAUCGUGAUCUUAAGCCUGAGAAUUUCCUGUUCGUCAAUGAGGAGGAGGAAUCACCUCUCAAGGCAAUAGACUUCGGAUUAUCAAUAUUCUUCAAGCCCGGGGACAUUUUUACUGACGUGGUUGGAAGUCCAUAUUACGUCGCACCUGAAGUGUUGCGCAAGCAUUAUGGUCAAGAAGCAGACGUUUGGAGUGCUGGUGUCAUGAUUUAUAUUCUAUUAUGUGGUGUUCCUCCAUUUUGGGGUGAAACUGAGAAUGAGAUAUUUGAAGAAGUUCUGCACGGUGACCUUGACUUCACAUCGAAUCCCUGGCCUAGUAUCUCUGAAGGUGCAAAAGAUUUAGUUGGGAGAAUGCUUGUUCGAGACCCCAAAAAGCGGUUGACGGUACAUGAAGUUCUGUGCCAUCCUUGGGUUCAGGAAAAUGGAGUUGCUCCAGACAAGCCUCUUGAUUCUGCUGUCUUAACCCGCUUGAAGCAGUUUUCUGCUAUGAACAAGCUAAAGAAAAUGGCUCUAAGAGUAAUUGCAGAGAGCCUCUCAGAGGAAGAAAUUGCUGGACUAAAAGAAAUGUUCAAAAUGAUUGACACAGACAAUAGUGGUCAUAUCACAUUUGAAGAACUUAAAAUUGGUCUGAAAAGAUGUGGUGCUAAUCUGGAUGAGUCUGAAAUCCAUAAUCUAAUGAAAUCUGCUGAUGUUGACAACAGUGGCACGAUCGAUUAUGGAGAAUUCAUCGCCGCAACAUUGCAUUUAACCAAAGUCAACCAGGAAGAUCAUCUCUUUGCAGCAUUUUCAUAUUUUGACAAAGAUGGCAGUGGCUAUAUCACUCCAGAUGAAGUUCAACAAGCCUGUAAGGAAUUUGGAGUAGAUGAUACUCACUUACAAGAUAUGAUUGGAGAGGUUGAUCAAGAUAACGAUGGGCGAAUAGAUUACAGUGAAUUUGUGGCUAUGAUGCAAAGGAGCAACAGUGAAUUGAGCAAGAAGAGUGAACAUAGUAGAGGCUUUGGCAUUGGAUUUAGGGAGGCAUUACAAGUUUGUUGACAAAUUUAGUGAGGUUUCUUUUUUCAUUAUUACUUUUAGGUUGAUUUUCAGGAUCAUAAUCAACACUUUUCAGGUUUAGAAUUUUUAGUGCCAGGGAAUAAUAGAUUCAUUUAGCCAUCUAAUGUACAUACAAAUUCUUAUGUCAUAUGCAAAUGAAAUAUUUGAUUAAGUGUA